AUGAUGUUGAGAUCGUUUUUGGAGAAUGCAAAGUCUUUCUUAACAAAAGAGUGUUGCAUCUACACAGUACCUUUAAAUAUUCGCAAACUCAACAAAGAUGCUUACAUUCCAUAUGUUGUUUCCAUUGGCCCUUUUCACCACGACACCAUCGAUCGUCUUCGGGACAUGGAAAGUCACAAAGUAAUGUAUUGCAAGUCAUUUCUUGAUCGAACCCAUACAACAUCCGAAAGCUGGAUCAGCUACAUUGAACGUGAGGAGCCCAAGAUUCGCAGUUGUUACUCAGGCACGCUUGUGUUCGACAAGAAGAAACUGUUACAGAUAAUGUUUGUGGAUUGCGGUUUUAUACUUGAACUCUUUUGGAGAAAAUAUUAUGACAACGGGUUAAGUGAUGACAUCAAUUGUCUUUCAGCACCAUGGUUGGACAAUAUUAUAGCAUGUGAUUUGGUAUUACUUGAAAAUCAAGUCCCCUUUUUUGUCCUUGACAAACUCUUUUCUAUAUCCUCUAAAUUUUGGACUACCUAUGAAUAUACUACCUACGGUCCUAAUUGUAAUAUCCCUUCGUCCAUCGAGCUUACGUAUAGGUUUUUUGGCGCUUUCAAUAGAUCUCAGUUGACUUUUGUCAACAAUAACAAGAUAAAACACUUCACUGAUCUGAUAAGAGUCUUUCACUUGAAACUUCCUUUGAGGGGAGAAGAAGAACUUUCAAGAAGCGACGAAUUGUUGAAACAUCUUCCCAGUGCUACUGAGUUGUCAGAAGCAUGA
Molecule: messenger RNA, 762 nt
Organism: Vigna radiata var. radiata (mung bean)
Lineage: Eukaryota; Viridiplantae; Streptophyta; Magnoliopsida; Fabales; Fabaceae
Product: UPF0481 protein At3g47200-like
Exons: 1
Coding region: 1-762 (253 amino acids)
Source: RefSeq, a predicted model, not a curated record